UAUUACCGAACCCAUGCCUUCCUCCUCCACUUCUUCCUCCUCUUCUCCUCCUUCGCUCAGCAACCAAACUCACACUGCCUCAUAUAACAUUUUACGAGUAAUGGGAGUGUUUCACUUGACUGUUCUCAUCGUUUUCCUUGCCGUUACCUCUGCCGUUACUGCCUGUACGCCGUCAGACAAGGCAGCUCUCUUAGCCUUCAAGUCCUCCCUCAACGAGCCCUACUUGUCCAUCUUCGACUCCUGGACAGGCGACAAAUGCUGUGAAAACUGGUACGGCGUCGGCUGCGACCCGACGACUCAGCGAGUCACUGAUAUCUCACUCCGUGGAGAGUCUGAAGACCCCAUUUUAGUCAAAGCUGGACGGCCAGGGUACAUGACCGGCUCCAUUAACCCGGCCAUUUGCCAGCUUGACCAUCUAAGCACUUUAAUUAUCGCUGACUGGAAAGGCAUUUCUGGUGAACUUCCAGGGUGUAUAACUUCCAUUGCCCCGCUCCAUAUUUUGGACGUUGUCGGGAACCAGAUUUCGGGCGGGAUUCCGGCAAAUAUCGGUAACCUUCAGAAACUAGCUAUUUUAAAUUUAGCCGAUAAUGUCAUAUCUGGUCCGAUUCCCGAUUCGUUAGUCCAGCUUUCUAAUUUAAAGCAUCUAGAUCUCACCAACAACCAACUUUCCGGCAAAAUCCCAGUGGAUUUCGGGAAACUUAAAAUGUUAAGCCGUGCUUUACUCAGCCGAAACAAACUGACGGGAACCAUCCCGAGUUCUAUCGGUAACAUGUAUCGGCUUGCGGAUUUAGAUUUAUCCAUGAAUCAAAUCUGGGGUUCGAUACCGGAUGUUUUGGGAAAAAUGAAAGUCCUGUCAACUCUGAAGUUGGAUUGUAACAAGUUAUCGGGUCAAAUACCGGAUGCAUUGUUGAGUAACACCGGCAUGGGUAUCUUGAACUUGAGCCGAAACGCUUUGGAGGGACACAUACCGGACGUUUUCGGAUCAAAAUCGUACUUCAUGGUUUUGGAUUUAUCAUACAACAAUUUGAAAGGACCGAUACCCGGUUCAUUGUCUUCCUCAGUAUAUAUCGGGCAUCUGGAUUUGAGUCACAACCAUCUUUGUGGACCGAUUCCCAUUGGGUCACCGUUCGAUCAGUUCGAAUCGUCAUCGUUUGACAACAAUGAUUGUUUGUGCGGCAACCCAUUGAAGACAUGCUAAUUGUAUCGGAUGAUACCAGUUAAUUGCUAAUCCGAAAUAUCGGGAUGUUUUCUAUGCUAUUGUAAUAUUGAAUGUAAGUGUUCUUAUAAUAUGCCUUCUUUAUUUUA
Messenger RNA from Mangifera indica (mango), 1305 nucleotides. RefSeq names its product DNA damage-repair/toleration protein DRT100-like. The record is from RefSeq and is a predicted model, not a curated record. Gene Ontology annotation, molecular function: protein binding. NCBI's taxonomy places the organism in Eukaryota, Viridiplantae, Streptophyta, Magnoliopsida, Sapindales, Anacardiaceae. The transcript has a single exon. The coding region runs from base 14 to 1198 and encodes 394 amino acids.